Molecule: messenger RNA, 1828 nt
Organism: Theobroma umbraticum
Lineage: Eukaryota; Viridiplantae; Streptophyta; Magnoliopsida; Malvales; Malvaceae
Product: plant viral-response family protein (DUF716)
Source: RefSeq, a predicted model, not a curated record
AUUGUCCUCAGACUUAAAACAAAUUAAAGUAACAAACCAAAGGUUCUGCCCCAUGUUCACCGGUAAGGAAGACAACCUAGCUGGCAGGCUAACUGUUGUAGUGAAACAGGGCAACAGGGCAUACCCAAUGAAAAGCGUAAUGAGCUUGCAAAAAAAAAUCCAAGUAGCUUGCCUCUUUCCUAUGUAGGAUCUCCAUCCUCUCUUUCUGUAACUUGAGCAAUCUGUCUUAACGAGUUGGCUUUGAGUCAGCAGGAUUGGAACUCUACAGGUUAUGUUUUGAUCAAAACUUGUGAUGGAAUUGCCUUCGACAGAUGUUAACAAAGAAUUUGAACAUGGUGUGGAUACCAGAAGUUAAAAAAGAAUCACUUUUGACGGAUGUUCGAAUUCCAAAACAGUGGGCAUCUUACUUGCGGAGAAACAAGCCCAAUUCAGAAAAACUGGGCGGAAUAUGAUAUAAAACAGAAGAAAAUCAAGCCCAAUUGCCAUCUGCGGGCUUCAGUUGUAUAAACAAAGUGGAAAAGUAAACAUGGGAGAAAAGAGAAGUGCUACUACUGUGGUCAACCUCAGAAAAUCAACAAACCCACUACUCCCGACUUCCCGACCCCCUUUUGCCCUUUGGCUUGAUUUCGUUUCUUGCGGUGCAGAGAGGAGAAGAAGCGUCUCCUUUUGAUUGUUGCGUACUGGCGGGGCGAGUGUACGCAGAGAAGAGAAGAGGAGAGGAGAGAAAUGGCAGGCUUGAUGUACCAGCUAUUCGCGUCAUCCACGCUUCUCACUCUGGGUCUCUACCACCUCAUCUGCACCACCCGUAACUUCCUCAAAUCCCAACAGUUCUACUCCGCCAAGCCUUUCCACCCUUUUCCUUUCUCUUCCAAUCUCCGCCUUAAAUACCUUCCUCUCUACCUUCUCAUUGUCUGCCUUUUCAUUGCCUUUCUGCAUCAAUCCUUCAUCUCCUUCGACCCUGACCCUCUCCUCAAGGGCCGCACACCUGUCCACCGCUUCACCACCCUUCACUCCGCCGCAGUUUUGUUCCUCUUCUUCAUCCUUUCCGUUUCCAUUCUCAUCUCGGAAUCCACUUCCCUCCUUCCUCUCCCAUCGGAUCUCUUCUUCGCGUUAGCCUCCGCUCUCUUCUUCCUCCAGUACUCUGUCUCCACUGCCGCUGCAUCCGUCCAGACAUCUGAUCUCCAAGCCAAAUGCGAUUCCUUGUCGGCCCGCGUCUCCUCUCUGGCUUCCUUGAUGUGUCUGAUUCUGGCUUGCCACCCAAAGCUCUUUAUAGCGGAGGUGGGUUUGGGGGCGGCGCUGUGCUUGCAGGGGCUGUGGGAGCUGCAGACAGGGCUUUCCCUAUAUGUAGAGGCGUUUAUACCGGAAGGGUGCCAUAAGCUGCUGGAUGUUGUGAGCGGAGUGGAGGGGUCCACCAAGUGCGACCUUGACGAGUCCAGGCUGAGGGCUGUGGCCAUUCUGGAUCUGGUGUUCGUGGUUCAUGCCAUGUUUGUGGUCAUCAUUGUGAUGCUCACUUACGCUCUUGUUGCUAAGACAGUUGGGAUGAGGAGACUCGGCUCCUACGAGGCCUUACCUACCAAUGCUGCUGAUUCUAAUCAUAUUCAGAUGAAGGCGUUGACUGGCACCCAAGCCUGAUCCUUUUUCUUUUCUCUUCCUCUGCGCUCUACCCCCUUUUCUUUUUCUGAAUCUUUUUUUCAUUUUUACUCUCUUACUUGGAUUCUUGUUGUUGUGACAUUCAUUUUGAGGAUUAGCGAGGAUAUCAAAGUUUUUAUCUUUUUUGGACACUAUGUAACUUACUACUACUUAAUGAAUUCUGUGUAUACAAGCUGUU